Molecule: messenger RNA, 3394 nt
Organism: Caenorhabditis elegans
Lineage: Eukaryota; Metazoa; Nematoda; Chromadorea; Rhabditida; Rhabditidae
Gene: sbp-1
Product: Processed sterol regulatory element binding protein sbp-1
Exons: 13
Coding region: 2-3343 (1113 amino acids)
Cellular component (GO): endoplasmic reticulum membrane; nucleus
Molecular function (GO): protein dimerization activity
Source: RefSeq, marked reviewed
AAUGAACGAAGAAUUCGAGGGAGACGUCCCUAUGUCGGAUCCGUUUCUCUCAUUGGUCACAAAAUUGGAUGAUAUUGCGCCAUUUCCAAAUAACGACCCGCUCGAUUUUGACAUGGAGCACAACUGGCAAGAGCCCGGACCAUCACAACAACCGGAUCCAUCAAUUCCCGGAAAUCAACACAGUCCGCCACAGGAAUAUUAUGAUAUUGAUGGUCAACGAGACGUAAGCACCUUACACUCCCUGCUCAACCACAACAACGACGACUUCUUCUCAAUGCGAUUUUCCCCGCCAAACUUUGAUCUCGGCGGAGGCCGUGGACCUUCUCUAGCCGCCACCCAACAAUUAUCUGGAGAAGGUCCUGCAAGUAUGCUUAACCCCUUACAAACAUCUCCACCAAGUGGAGGUUACCCCCCGGCAGAUGCCUACAGACCUCUAUCACUUGCUCAACAACUCGCCGCGCCAGCGAUGACUCCACAUCAGGCAGCGUCGCUUUUUGUUAAUACUAAUGGAAUUGAUCAAAAGAAUUUCACUCAUGCAAUGCUAUCUCCACCACACCAUACCUCAAUGACUCCUCAACCAUAUACAGAAGCAAUGGAACAUAUCAACGGGUACAUGUCUCCAUACGACCAAGCUCAAGGCCCAUCAGGACCAUCAUAUUACUCACAACACCAUCAAUCUCCACCACCUCAUCACCACCAUCACCACCCGAUGCCAAAAAUCCAUGAGAACCCUGAACAAGUGGCAUCUCCAUCGAUUGAAGAUGCUCCAGAGACGAAACCAACUCAUUUGGUUGAACCACAAAGUCCAAAAAGCCCGCAGAAUAUGAAAGAGGAGCUUCUUCGGUUACUAGUUAACAUGUCUCCGAGUGAAGUUGAACGGUUAAAGAAUAAAAAAUCAGGAGCAUGUUCAGCGACGAAUGGGCCAUCGAGGAGUAAGGAGAAGGCGGCGAAGAUUGUGAUUCAGGAGACAGCGGAAGGGGAUGAAGAUGAGGAUGAUGAGGAUAGUGAUUCCGGGGAGACUAUGUCUCAGGGAACUACUAUUAUUGUUCGAAGACCAAAAACCGAGCGUCGUACGGCACACAAUCUCAUCGAAAAGAAGUAUAGAUGCUCAAUAAAUGAUCGAAUUCAACAGCUGAAAGUACUUUUGUGUGGGGAUGAAGCUAAGCUUUCAAAAUCGGCAACACUACGACGGGCUAUUGAACAUAUCGAGGAGGUUGAACACGAGAAUCAGGUGUUGAAGCAUCAUGUUGAACAAAUGAGAAAGACACUGCAGAAUAAUCGAUUACCGUACCCGGAACCAAUUCAAUACACUGAAUACUCUGCCCGAUCACCCGUCGAAUCAUCUCCUUCUCCACCUAGAAAUGAGAGAAAACGAUCACGAAUGAGCACAACGACUCCUAUGAAGAAUGGAACUAGAGAUGGAUCUUCGAAAGUUACCCUUUUUGCGAUGCUCCUAGCAGUUCUGAUUUUUAAUCCGAUUGGAUUGCUCGCUGGAAGUGCGAUAUUCUCAAAAGCCGCUGCAGAAGCUCCGAUUGCCUCCCCGUUCGAGCAUGGAAGAGUGAUUGAUGACCCGGAUGGAACUAGCACUCGGACGCUUUUCUGGGAAGGGAGUAUCAUCAAUAUGAGCUAUGUCUGGGUGUUCAACAUCUUAAUGAUCAUAUAUGUGGUUGUCAAACUGCUGAUCCAUGGUGACCCUGUUCAAGACUUCAUGUCCGUUUCAUGGCAGACUUUUGUGACGACUCGAGAGAAGGCGAGAGCCGAGUUGAACUCUGGAAAUUUGAAAGAUGCUCAGAGAAAGUUCUGCGAGUGUCUUGCAACGUUGGAUCGAUCGCUUCCAUCACCGGGGGUUGAUUCGGUGUUUUCGGUUGGCUGGGAAUGCGUUCGACAUCUUUUGAAUUGGUUGUGGAUCGGGAGAUACAUCGCAAGAAGGCGCAGGUCCACCACGAAGCCUGUCUCAGUCGUUUGUAGGAGUCAUGCGCAGACUGCAGUUCUCUAUCAUGAAAUUCAUCAGCUCCAUCUAAUGGGUAUCACUGGAAACUUCGAAGACACCUAUGAACCAUCCGCCCUAACGGGCCUCUUCAUGUCCCUCUGUGCAGUAAACCUUGCUGAAGCUGCCGGAGCAUCAAACGACGGACUUCCACGCGCCGUCAUGGCUCAGAUCUACAUUUCUGCAUCCAUCCAAUGCCGUUUGGCUCUUCCGAACCUACUCGCACCAUUCUUCUCGGGAUACUUUUUACGAAGAGCUCGAAGGCACGUGCGUCGAGCUCCGGAGCACUCGGUGUCCCAUUUGUUAUGGAUCUUCCAUCCAGCGACAAGAAAGUUCAUGUCAGAUGCGAAAAGGUUGGAGCAUGUGUUGAGCUCGAAGCAGAAGCAGUUGAGAUUUGGGUCUUUUGUGGAAGAUGAGCAAUUAUCCCCACUUGCUCGAAUCCGAACAACGCUGAAAGUGUACCUACUCUCCAAACUUGUACAGGAACUUGUCGGUGGUGACGAGAUCUUUACAAAAAAUGUGGAACGCAUCCUAAAUGACAAUGACCGUCUCGAUGAUGAAGUAGACGUGGUUGAUGUUUCAAGACUUUUGGUGACAAUUUCAACGCAGUGCGCUGCCAUUUUGACUAAUGAGAAGGAUGAGUCAGCGAAAUUCGGAACCUGGAUCUCUCGAAACGGAGAUGCUUGUUGCACAUGGUGGACGCACGUUCUGACAUGUGGAAUCUAUUGGAGGAGUAACAAGAAUGAGCUGGCACGGCAACACUAUUCACUGAUCAGGAACUGUCCGCCGAAGAUUUUGACAGACAAUCUGGGUUUGGCGGUUGGCCACGCGUUGUGUGCUCGCAAGAUUUGCAUAGAUGACCGAGAUUCCCCGAAAGUCAGUCAAUACGUGUGCAUUCACACAAAGAAGUCGCUCGAAUCCCUCCGACUAUUCUCCACAUCAUCGCGAGCAUCAGGUGUGGUGUCUGGAAUUCAGGAAGGUACACGCCGAAUGGCCUACGAAUGGAUUAUGAACUCGCUGCUCGACGCGUGGCGUUCCAAUCUAUUCGCAUCGAAACCCUACUGGACACAAAGCUUCAAGGGACAAUCCACGUUUAGUACGCUUUAUCAAGAGGCGUAUAAUCAUUAUGCGAUUAUUAAUGGGACAAGGGGAGAUUGUUGGAGACUAUUUGUCUACGAGCUCACGUGCCGAAUGCUCAACGGAGCCAACCCACAAGCCACGUGGUCAGGCGUCCGACGCGUUCGAUCUACAAAAAUGGACGCGGUCCGAGGAAGAGUGAGCAUGCGACGCUCGGCUCAACCGGACGCAUUUCAUCUUCAUACACUGGUUAAACUACAUACUUCUAUGGAUCUUUGAAUUGAACAAAAAAUGAUUUUAUUCAGAAUAAUGAUAAAUACGAUUAUAUAU